CACACGUAUUCUUCAGUGUGGUGGGUUCGUACAGUUUGGUAGGGUGUGUGGCAUUCUUGCGGUGAGUCGGGCGUUAGGGGACUAUGAAUUUAAAUUCAACGGCAAUAGGUUUAUUGCAAAUCGGGAACUGAUGGUGUCAAAUGUGGCAGAUGUACGACAAAUCAACUUAACAGACUCUAGUAAUUUUCUUUUGAUGGCCUGUGAUGGUCUGUGGGAUGUCGUAGAAAACGAGGAGGCCACACAAUUUGUUCGGGACUUCUUAAGCUACACGCCAGAUGUGGGUUCAUCCCCGGAGGCUACGAAGCGUGCGCUUAACAACUGUUGCCAGAAACUUGCCGAGUUUGCCGUGGAUCGUGGGAGCACGGACAAUGUCUCCGUGAUGUUGCUAUUUUUCCAUGAUGUAGCAGAUGUUGUGGCUGGGUUUGACAAGCCAGUGGGGGCGGUCGUUUCACCUCCGGCAAGUCAAGUAUUGUCACCACGACUCACUGGCCCAAGUCGCGGCAUCCCAUUUGGUAGCUCCAUGCUUGACGGGGGUCUGCACACGAGCAGUGGGACAUCAGGAACGAGGCGUCCAUCGUUUGGCUCCGUCUCCUCACUGCACGGCCGCGGUCGCUCUAUCUGGUAA
Molecule: messenger RNA, 625 nt
Organism: Trypanosoma cruzi
Lineage: Eukaryota; Euglenozoa; Kinetoplastea; Trypanosomatida; Trypanosomatidae
Product: protein phosphatase 2C, putative
Exons: 1
Biological process (GO): protein dephosphorylation
Molecular function (GO): protein serine/threonine phosphatase activity
Source: RefSeq, a predicted model, not a curated record